Miniopterus natalensis is the source of this 1904-nucleotide messenger RNA. RefSeq names its product regulator of UNG2 and MKLN1 interacting yippee protein 1 (gene RUMY1). Gene Ontology annotation, cellular component: cytosol. The record is from RefSeq and is a predicted model, not a curated record. NCBI's taxonomy places the organism in Eukaryota, Metazoa, Chordata, Mammalia, Chiroptera, Miniopteridae.
GCCGAGCAGCUUUAAAGAAAAGGGAAUUCUAAAGGGGCGGGGGCCAGAGGAGAGCAUCCUUUUAGAGCCUGGGAGGGAGGGAAAAAACCUUAGCGAGGUUCCCGAGGCCCCCUGCAGCGUGGCCUUUCCCGCUUCAAACUCCAUUCCCGUCCCGGAAAGUUAAAAGGAAAGCCAGAACUGCUGCUGCUCUCCUGUUCCUCCUCAAUAAAUAUUCCUUUUACCCUCCCAGGGGAAAACAGAAAAGAACUCAUUUCCUUCCCAACUUGAGGGCUCAGAAAAGCUCGAGGCCUCGCAGUUUGAUUUGUAGCCGAGGGGAAUCAAACCAGGAAGGGUCUUGCCCCCGGUUUCCCUUUUCAAAAUCCCACCCCUCAUCCUUCCCGGGACGCCAUGUCCACCAGCAGCUGUAGUUUCAAGGACCGGUGCGUGUCCAUCCUGUCUUGCAAAUUCUGUAAACAAGUGCUCAGCUCUAGGGGAAUGAAGGCUGUUUUGCUGGCUGAUACUGAAAUAGACCUUUUCUCUACAGACAUCCCUCCUACCAACACAGUGGACUUAAUUGGAAGAUGCUAUUUCACUGAAAUCUGCAAAUGUAAACUGAAGGACAUCGCAUGUUUAAAAUGUGGGAACAUUGUAGGUUAUCAUGUGAUUGUUCCAUGUUGUUCCUGCCUCCUUUCCUGCAACAACGGGCACUUCUGGAUGUUUCACAGCCAGGCUGUUUAUGGUAUUAACAGACUAGACUCUACCGGUGUUAACUUCCUACUUUGGGGCAACUUGCCAGAGACAGAAGAGAGUCCAGAUGAAGACGUGUUAGAUAUCUCAGCAGAGGAGUGCAUUAGAUGAGUAGAAGAAUAGAAGUGUGAUAGAUAGAAUAGUCAGACUUUUUACUGUAUCCAUGUAUCAACUUUAAAAUUGCUAGUAAGGAUUUUCCAGCUAUUUCUUUUUUUGGAAAACAAAACUGGGGCAUUUGUUGAUUUAUUUAUUUGCUGUCUUAAAUUAAUUACCUGAGUUUUACUUGAGCCAAUGUUGUUCUUUCCUUCUCCUUACACUUCUAUUUCUUCCUCUCUUCAUUCCUCUACCCCAUAUAAGUGUAUUCUUAAGUUCACAUAGGAGAUUUUUCUCAUGUGCCACUCAGCUACCUCCCAAUCUGGGAACUUUUUCUUACAACUAGAUGCCAGGUAUCAUUAUUUUACAUUCUUGAAUAAGGGGCAUUAGUACCCACACCUGUAUCAACCAUGCAUAUGUCCAUGCAUAUAACCAUGCAUACUUAUGCGAUGCUCAACUUGGAAUUAAAGCUUAACAGAGGGUUUUUAAAAACAAGCUGACAGGUUUCCAUGGGUACUGGUUAUCAUAUGUUAUUUUGGUGAUAACUACUUUAAUAUGGAACAAGACUUUAUGAAUCAGCAAAUAUGAUAGAUUUUAAAAUGUAUGGAGAAAUCCUCUUGGUUUCUCAGCAUGAUGUUGGAUAAAUGAAUUUGUCAGAAAAUUAUCUAUAUACAGUAUACUGUCUACCUAUAUUAUUUAUUUACCUUCUAAAGUCGAAUGGAUAUUGUAUUAUGAAAACCAGAUAAACCAAACCUCUGUCUUUAAGUUUGCCUGUUCUCCUGGGCUUUCUCCAUAAAUAGCAAAUUUUAGAUGAGUAGUCUCAGUCCCAACCCUUAAAUAGAAAAAACAACAACUAAAGACGUGGUUUGUUUAAGCUGCUGUACAUUAUAAAGAGAGUUUGUUCUUUUGUAAGCUGCAUUCAGAGCCACACAGAAACAGGGAACUGGGAUAGUGCUGGAUUCUGGUUUUAUGUAUAUAAGCUAAAAUCAAUGUAUCACCUCAACUAGUAUCUCAGCCGUAGGCAUUCUGUGAAUAAUAAUACCAAAACAGACUGAGUUGCAGUUUUAUAAAUAAAGCUUUGUCCU